This is a messenger RNA of Colletotrichum higginsianum IMI 349063, 642 nucleotides long. RefSeq lists its product as uncharacterized. The transcript is spliced from 2 exons. Lineage: Eukaryota; Fungi; Ascomycota; Sordariomycetes; Glomerellales; Glomerellaceae. The record is from RefSeq and is a predicted model, not a curated record. Bases 1 to 642 code for a protein of 213 amino acids.
AUGGCCGGCAAGAAAACCGAGGAGAAGGAGCCCGGUCUUUUCGUCAGUGACGACGAGGACGACAACGAUUCUGUCGGCGGCAAAGAGAAUCCCGGCAAUGAGGAGGAGGACGAGGAGGAUUAUCACGACAGCGAUACCGAUUCGUACGUCAGCACAAUCGACGCCAAUGGUAACCCAAUCGCCUACAACGGCCGUGGCGGAGAGAUCGACCCCCACCACGGCUGUACUCGCACCUCCUUCGCGAGCGAUGGCCAGGAGUACACCGGCAACGCCAUCCGCCGCUGCAAGGCGGUCGCUUACAACCCCAUCUACGCCACGUGGUGCUUCUGCAUCCGCCACAAGCGGUGCAAGCCCGAGAUCAACUUCACGGACAGGAACGGCCGUAUCACGUGCCGUAGCUGCCACGACUGCCGAGCCGCGUCUGAGACUCGCAACACCAAGGACAAGCGCCUGCGCAAGAAGUUGAUGGCUAAAAAGGUGAAGGAGUGGCGGAGCAAGGCCUUGCCCGGCCACCGGUUCCACUACGGAAAGCCGACGAAGGAGCAGCCUCGUCGUAACCCCGACUCGGACGACGAGGAUCUCGGCGGCAAGGGCGGCUCGUCUGGUGGUGGAAUCGCCGGCACCCUCAUCGCUGGCCAGUGA